AUGAUGCUGGCUGUAACAGUUCCAAGGGACAGUGUUCUCAGAAAAACUCCACAGUGGCUCUUAUGUUCUGCAGGAACUAAUCACUGUACAAGCUGUCUGUGUGCCUUGCCCCAUUGGGAAAUAGUAUUUUCAAUCCACUCUCAGAUCACAGUCUGUCUCCAAGAGCCCAGAUCCGCAGCGGAGCUCUUCCCUGAACUGCUCCCACAGCAACGGGGCUGGGCAGAAAAGCGCUUGGCUUUGCCCUGGGCGCUGUCAGCGCUCACAAAAUCACCACACCACGGCGCCGUCGCCUCGCAGGACAGGCACCGAGCCCAGCGCCACACCACCCCCGGGGCAGAGCCAAGUUGGAAACGUCCCUGCUCUCCAAUCAGCUGGGCCAGGACAAAAAGAUUUCCCCAAUCCGCCCCUUCCAAGAGCACACCCUUCUUCACAGCACACUCAAAGAGCAGCACAAACUGCUUUGCCCUAACCGAGCUUUUUGCUCUCACAGAGUCUGGCCACAACAUUGAAAACAUCUGGCAAAAACAGAGCUCGCUGAGAAAGCUGCUAGCUGUGAAGGCUCUUGCUGCCUACAACUUCAAGUGCGCCCAUCGAUUUACCAGGUCACACCCUGCUAUCAGCACUUUCCUUCUCAGCUCCAGGUACCAUCCUAUGCCUUCAGUCUCCCAGAGUCAGGAUCCAAACAGAAUGGCACCAGGGACCGCUCACAUACUAAAGGUACCAGGACAAAAAGCUCAGCAGAAGCAUCUGGGUCUCAUGGCACACUUCUCAUCCAGCAGGGGCUAGAGCCCAGGCCUUAGCUGGGAGGGUUUCCCCUAACAUAUCCUACAAGCAAGCCUAUUCGUGUUGGUUGUGCAAAUUUCUUAGAAUGAUACAUUUCUUGCAGAUAACUACACAAGGUUAUGUGAAAGUUUCUAAAGCAGCCAGUACGGUGUGAAACAGCUGGUAGAAGUGUCUCAGUCAUCUAUUUUUAGCUAAAUAAUACUGAUGGUGUCAGUCACAUAAUGCCCAGGUUUCAUCUGUUAAGUCAACUCUGCCUGAGGCCUGAGCAUCAGCACAUCUGAGUCACUUGGUUUGUUCAGCCUGGAAAAUGGGAGAUUGAAGGGGAGACCUCACUGAGGCCUUCAAUAUCCUCUUGAGGGGCAUUGGGGGGGCAGGUUCUGAUCUCUUCACUCUCAUGACCAGUAACAAGGCCCGAGGGACUGGCUGGAGCUGUCAGGGAGGAUUAGGUCAGGUAUCAGGAGAAGGUUCUUACCCCAAAGGCUGGUCAGGCACUGAACAGGCUCCCCAGGGCAGUGGUCACAGUACCAAGCCUGUCUGUAUUCAAGAAGUGUUUGGACAACACUCAGGCACAGGGGGCAUUCCUGGGGUGUCCUCUACAGGGCCAGGAGUUGGACUUCACGAUGCUGAUGGGUCCUUCAACUCAGGAUAUUCUGUGAUUCUAUGUGCACUGAGUGAUUAUCUCAAGCUGGUUUGCACUGGCACUCAGAGCUUGUCUAUAAUUGCUUCCAAUUUAUGUCUGCAGUCAACCCCAGGGCAUUGACAGACUGAUCAAACACAAAGGGUUUGAGGAAAAUGCUCCUUUUGAGGUGACAGUGUCCAAGGCCAGGUUGGAUGGGGCCCUGAGCAACCUGAUUCGGUGAGUGGCAUCCCUUCCUACGGGAGCAAUUGGAACCAUGUGAUCUUGAGGGACCCUUCCAACCCAAGCCUUUCUAGAAUUCCAUGAUUAUUUUGUGGGUCACUCAGAACAGAUGAGAUCCACCAAAUACUGAAA
Molecule: messenger RNA, 1774 nt
Organism: Onychostruthus taczanowskii (white-rumped snowfinch)
Lineage: Eukaryota; Metazoa; Chordata; Aves; Passeriformes; Passeridae
Exons: 4
Coding region: 1-786 (261 amino acids)
Source: RefSeq, a predicted model, not a curated record